GAUCGUUUCUCCCCAAUCCUUAGCUCUAAAACCCUUUCCCCCAACUUCAAAACCCUUUAGCUCAGCUCAGUACUCGCUCGUCCAAAUCUCAAUUUUCAUACAAUUUGGUGUAGGGUUCAUCAAAAUGUCAAAUCUCGAUGUAUCCCUAGACGAUUUAAUCAAAAGGAACAAAAGUUCCAGCAGUCGGAACCCUAGACCAAGAACAUCCGGAUCUGGAUCCGGAUCCGGAGGCCCCGGUCCAAGGCGUCACUUCCCUAACCGUGCCGCCAACCGUCCCGCUCCAUAUUCCUCCGGACCGGUUCACGCACCAGAGAGUACAUGGGACCACGACAUGUUUGCAGAGCAUGCCCCGGCGUAUCCAGCUGCCCGUGGGACCGGUGGGAUAUCCGGGAUUGAGACCGGUAUCAAGCUCCUCAUUUCAAACUUGGAUUAUGGGGUUUCAAAUGAAGAUAUCAAGGAGCUUUUCUCAGAAGCUGGUGAUAUAAAGCGUUACUCAAUUCAUUAUGACAAAAGUGGAAGAUCAAAGGGAACUGCGGAAGUAAUCUUUUCACGUCGAAGGGAUGCAGAGGCAGCUAUCAAGAAAUACAACAAUGUUCAGCUAGAUGGAAAGCCCAUGAAAAUUGAGUUUGCGGGACCAAACAUUGGUGCUCCUGCUCUUCCUCCAAUUAGAAAUCGUCUGUACAGAAAUCCAAAUCCUGCUCCAAGAAGUCAACAAAGAGGUGGUGGAUUUAGACGUCCUCCUCGAGGUGGUAGAGGGAGCAUGAGAAAGGAGGGUGGAAGGGGUAGAGGUCGCGGUGAGAACAUUUCUGCAGAAGAUCUUGAUGCCGACUUGGAAAAGUAUCACUCCGAAGCAAUGGAGACGAACUGACAUUCUGACAUGCUUGACGAGAUACUUGCCUUGUAACAUGUGCAAUCAUCCACAGGAUCGAAGGUUAUACUUCUUAUGAAUUGGUACAAACAAUUCCUGAAGAAGUGUGAUGAUAAAAGAUUCUGGGGAAAAGACCGAAAGGCGUAGAACCUACGUGCUGCCAGCCGAUCUUAAAACUUCUAUGUUAAGAGUGUGUUUUGUACUAUUGCCACAUUUUCUUCAGCUUUAAGCAUUUGAUGAUAUAGAACUCUUGCCUUGUACGUGCUCUGUAUUUUCCUGCCAUUGCUUUGCCUUCUGUUUGUUUUUAUGUAAACAAGAAAUUGUUGAGAAAUUCGUUGCUUUCAGAAACAGAUGCUGGAAAUGUUGUGAAAUUAUGGUUGGUGUGAAAAUAUGCAUCCGCAGUUGCUGUAA
Molecule: messenger RNA, 1279 nt
Organism: Nicotiana attenuata
Lineage: Eukaryota; Viridiplantae; Streptophyta; Magnoliopsida; Solanales; Solanaceae
Product: THO complex subunit 4A-like
Exons: 5
Coding region: 125-868 (247 amino acids)
Biological process (GO): mRNA export from nucleus
Cellular component (GO): nucleus
Molecular function (GO): mRNA binding
Source: RefSeq, a predicted model, not a curated record